UAUUGAAUGAAUAAAUCUAAAUUUAUCCUAAUCAGACAUGCAGAAUCUGAAUAUAACCUUGCUGCUAGACUUGCUGUGAAUUCAUUAAAUGAAGUAACAAAUUUUAAAGAAGAAUCACUAAAAAUAAAAUAAGAUGAGAGUCUAAUUGAUUGUGGAUUGACAUAAUAUGGUAUUCAAUAAUGUUUAGAAUCUACAACAAAAAUGUCAUAAAUAAAAGUAGAUAUAGUACUUGUUUCACCAUUAAGAAGGGCAAUAUAGACAGCACACUAUUUAUUUAGAGAUCAUCCUAAUAAACCUAAAUUUAUUGUAGUACCAUUUUUAAGAGAAAUGUUAUCAUCCUCAUGUGAUAUUGGUGGUAAUUUAACAAGUACAAUGAAUGAAUAUCCUCAAUUUGAUUACAGCAGAAUCUUGAAUACAGAAUUUUUAUAAUAAUAUCCAAAUAUGUGGACUAUGGAAUAUCUUUAGAAUCAAGAUUAAAAAUAAUUAAUGAAGGAAUAUAUUUAAUAAUAAUCAUGUGAUGAUUUAAGUAAAAUUAUAAUAAUAAACUUUAGAUUAAAGAGGACCAAAAUUCAUAUUAGAUUACUUAUUCUAAUAUCCACCAGAUUCUGUAGUUGAAACCUUUAUGGAUACAAUGAAUAGGAUUUAAUAAGCAAAAAUAGAAUUAUCAUUUUAUAGAAACUAAAAUGUAGUAUGCGUAACACAUUCUAGAUUUUUAUAAACAAUUUCAGCUACUUAAUUUGAUGCUGAAGGUAAACCAAAAGAUGGAACAUGGAUUAAAAAUUGUGAUUACAUUGAAGUUGAUAUAUGACUUCAUUUAAAAUUAAUUUUAUAUUUAACAUUUAUUUUAAU
Messenger RNA from Paramecium sonneborni, 849 nucleotides. Lineage: Eukaryota; Ciliophora; Oligohymenophorea; Peniculida; Parameciidae. The record is from the annotation of a GenBank genome assembly.